AUUAUUGAAAGGGUUUGGACUGAGAAGAAACAAUAAUUAUUAUUACAGUAUGGAUAUGCUCUGAUCUGAAGAUCUGAAGGCAAUGGCGCUGCUAUUCUCACGAAGAGCAGUGUCGCUUCAGCCACAUUGCCGGUGCGCCUCUGCUUCACCUGAAACAGCUUGGAGGGUGUUUGGUGGAAAUUUUAUGGGUGAGCACUACAAGGAAAAGAAUGUUCGUAAGUGGAAAGAAUCCCUUCAAGAUCGACGGAAACAAUUUGCUCGUGAGGCCAUACACGAAAGAUAUGAGAAGAUUGUGGCGAACAGGGUAGUGUCAAGAGUGCCUCAUCUACGGUCCGUUCAUCGACAACGCUUAUUGAAUUUUGUAGAGCUAGAAAACGCAAGAGUAGCAGCUUACAGAAAAUAUGAAACUCAGGAAAAAAUGAAGGUGCUGAAUGAAGAGCUUGAGGAGGCUAGCGAAGCGGAACGUGAAGACCGUGAUGUUGCUGACAUUAACAGGCGAGAAAGAAUCGAGCACUUCCAGAACGAAGGCUUUGUCACGCUGGAAGGUUUGGAUGACGCUGUUGAUGCUGCACUGGACAAUCCCGUUGGAUUUGGCUCGGCGCUAACACGCCAGGGUCAUCGUGUUGAACGCCAAGUGGAGGCUCGCACCACGACCACCAGUACUGCUGAUGCCGAAGAGUUCCAGGAAGAAGAGGAUCCGGAUGAAGCUGACUGAGUGCAUGUUUUCAUUUCCGGUGUGUGAAAUAAGCGCAUGCAAACCAAGGACACGCAGCAUGUACAGGGACACAAUACUGGCGAGUGAAACAUGAAACAAUGUGAUUCCGCUCCUGUGCUGCCCAUUCCAAUUGCCCUCGGGACGCGGCCGGUCUAUGCAAUCAAAUGCACAAUUACAAAUGUGCGUGUUAGCUCUCUGUCUGUUGUAUGCAGUUGCAUUUUAUUUAUUUAUUUGUCAACUGUCUGCUAUUCACACACGUACCGGCCAGAGUCUUUGCCAAGAGUAUGCGGCUAUGAUUAGGGCGCUUUGCUUGGCGCACAGCCUACAUUGUAUCAUUCAUCUGCAUCGCGCCCUGUACUCGUGAAAACCGCUAUAUCUCAUGCUGUAACGCCAGUAUUUGCUUGAUUUCUUUUGCUCCAGUCCCAGGGCGAUCUGUAGAUUCUGGGCACACGAACUUCACUUCCAGUCCAAACGUUACUUUCCAACCGA
Sycon ciliatum is the source of this 1204-nucleotide messenger RNA. RefSeq names its product small ribosomal subunit protein mS26-like. The record is from RefSeq and is a predicted model, not a curated record. Bases 83 to 715 code for a protein of 210 amino acids. Gene Ontology annotation, cellular component: mitochondrial small ribosomal subunit. The transcript is spliced from 3 exons. Lineage: Eukaryota; Metazoa; Porifera; Calcarea; Leucosolenida; Sycettidae.